This is a messenger RNA of Branchiostoma floridae (Florida lancelet), 2552 nucleotides long. RefSeq lists its product as uncharacterized. The record is from RefSeq and is a predicted model, not a curated record. The transcript is spliced from 5 exons. The coding region runs from base 1 to 1434 and encodes 477 amino acids. NCBI's taxonomy places the organism in Eukaryota, Metazoa, Chordata, Leptocardii, Amphioxiformes, Branchiostomatidae.
AUGGAGCCGCCAGCCAUCGUCUCCGCUUCCCUCUUCUCCGACGAACUGCAGCAAUCUUGUGAAGAGGAUCACCUCUCAGCUGAAUCAGCUGCUGAGAUUCAGGACUCCAUUGCUGCUGUCAGCCAGCCGCUGUCCAAGGCCCCAUCAUGGGAUGAUGGCCAAUUCCAAGGGGUGCUGGACAGCAUUCCUGCUUCCAGGACGUCAACGCUUCCAGCAGCAUUUAACCCACCGCCGGAGUCAUCCUCACAAGUUCCACCAUGGGAUGACUGCCCCUUUGAAGGUUUGCUGUCUUGCAGCACACCAGCUCCCGGGAUGUCCACCGUUACCGGUAAUGCAGCCUUCAACCAACCACAGCCAGCAUCACUUCAAGUUCCACCAAUAGAUGGGGGUUUCCUGGUUCCCGUGUCUUCUGGUACCUCUUCAAUUCCAGCUGCCUUCAACCAACAGCAAGAUACCAACACCAAUCAUCCCAUGGACGACGCUCCCUUCAGCACCUUGCUGAUGGAUCAAACAGAGACUUCAAGCUCGUCAGCUCUGUCACUGCAAGUUCCAUCGACAGAUGACAACCCUGCUGGGGGUCUGCAGGUUUCUGCCAUCUGUUCAAUUGCAGUGGGCUUCAGCCAACAGCCAGGUACCAACACCAAUCAUACCAUGGAUGACGUCCCGUUCAGCACCCUGUCAAUCAUCCAAGCAGAGGAUUCAGACCUGGCUACUCUUCCAACAGCAUCAGAAGAAAUCCACUUCGAAGACCAGGGAGCCAACCAGCUUGACAUGGAUAUGCCAUUCCAUUCCGUCUCUAUGGAUGAAGAUGAGUCGGUACCAAAGGCACUAUACUCCAUGGACCUUUACCCCAGUGCUACCCUUGCAGGAUCAGGCCUAGACUCGGGUUUCUUAACUACGCGGCCCUCUGGCCCAACUGAUGUCGGGUGCCACCCCUUCCCUGCCGCCUGUACCACUGUAGCUGCUCAGAAGUCCAUGUCCAGCAUCGCUUCUCCCAUGCUGUCAAUCUCCAGUCUUGUGUCCCUUCUCAGCCCACCUAAUUCUUCCCAAAAUGCACCAAUUCAUGAAAUCAUGGCACCUGCAACGCUCACCGAUACUCGCAAGCCAUUAUCCACAACAUUUGACCAGUACACUUUGGUAUCGAUCUUCAAUCCUCGUGAUGAGAAAGUUGUAGACAUUGAUGUUCACCCAGGGACACCGCUUAAGGCAGUGGCACAUCAAUACCGCCACAAGAUCUUUGGAAAACUGAGGGGCGCAUGGUUCACCUUCGCUCACUGGUCGUCCACGGAAAAGCUGCUCCUCCCUGCUGACAUGGAGAUAGAAGGGGGCGGCGAACUCAGCAUCCGUGUAGUUGAGGCUGAGGUUGGCCAGUGGCAGUGGAGAAUGGAUGCAAACGGCAUGCUGGAGAAAAGAGAGUGGGCAGAUGGGAAUUGAGCCCUCAACUGAUCGUGAAGAACUGCUUCUUCUUACAUCUACAAAUGUUUCAUCUGUGCUUUGUAUGAGUAGCACAAGGAACCAUUUGGAAAUGAAAGAAUGACACAGACAUACUAGGGCUUUUAGGGCUUCCAGUUUAAAUGAAGCAUGCUUUUGUCCAGGUUGCAGUUUAUUUUCUGUUAUAGGUCCACUUAGAAAUCAUGUGUUACUAUUGCCUUCUAAAUAGAGUCAUGCAGACAAAACCUGAACUUUUUGAAACAGCAGUAAGUUCCUGCAUAUUGUAUCAAUAUGUUUUGCUGAGGCUGGAGCAAGUAAAUUUUAUGGAUGACAUCACUCCAUGUAUUGAUUUUGCCUGAUUUUGGAAAAAAACAAAGUGAUGGUCAACAUAUGAAAAAAAUGUGACUAUAUGUACAGUUGUACUUACUUCUAUCAGUCCUAUGGCAAAACAUCCUACCAUAAUGAGGUGCAUUGCUGUUGUCUUUGGUUUCUUGGCGGCAUCUUUGGAUCAUUCUACGUCAAACAACUUUUUAUUUAUGUUACUAAGUUACUUAAAUACAUUUAGGAAUGGUGGCAACCUCAUUGCAAACUGUUAUGCAGUAGAUAUUGAGCAGGUGAAGCCAACCUUUGUUAUCAGCUUAGUCACUGCUACCGCAUCUAGUCCACAAAACAUUCAGAAAGUGUUAUCAAGGACCACCAGUAUUAACUUCUGUGUAUUCUUUAUUUUUCCUUUGAUACAGAGAGAACUUUUGUAUUUCAUCCCUUAUAGGCCCAUUUUUGGGCAGUCUGUGAAAUCAAUGUACUUGAUAAAACUACCGGUUCACAGAUCUGAAACAGACAUAAAAGUGCCCUGGUAUUGUUAGUUUUCUUUGUUAUAGAAAUGCUCAUCAUAUUCUGUUUAAUGUUUAUGUUGAUACCAGUGUAUUAUUGAAUAUAGAAAUAUAAGCUUUGUUGGUUGUGAUACCAUGUUUCAUUGAUUCAUUAGUCUCCAAGUCAAUUCUAUGGUUUACAAAUGUGAAAAUAUUGGUAUUUUGUUCUGUUUUGCCCACUACCAAAAUUGUUGUUCUGUUAUGUAUUAUGCUUUCAAGUCUUGCAUCUACAUGUACAUGUACCACAAGACU